AUGACUACUACUAUAGAUCUACCCGAAGUCUUUUGUGUGGCAAGAGCAAGAAUACCAACUACACAAGGUCCAGACAUUUUCUUACAUUUAUAUUCAAAUAAUAAGGACAAUAAAGAACAUCUAGCCAUCGUAUUCGGCGAAGAUAUAAGGUCUCGUUCCCUUUUCAAAAGAAGAUCACCUAAUGAGUCUCAACAAGAUAGAAUGAUUAGAGGUGCCUACAUAGGGAAAUUGUAUCCCGGCAGAGCCUCUGCAGAUGUGGAUGAUAAAUUAGGCCUGGAAUUAAAUUUUGACCCAGUUACAGGCGACCUUAUAUUCGAUUCAGAAACGACAUGGGAUGGGACCCAUAAUGACACACUGGUCAGAAUCCAUAGUGAAUGUUACACAGGUGAAAACGCAUGGUCGGCACGUUGCGACUGUGGUGAACAAUUCGAUCGUGCCGGGAAAUUGAUAGCUUGUGAUCAUGAACCAGAAACAGGAAUAGUCGGUGGCAAUGGUCAUGGUGUGAUAGUGUAUCUCAGACAGGAAGGCCGUGGGAUUGGUCUUGGCGAGAAGUUGAAAGCUUACAAUUUACAGGAUCUAGGUGCAGACACUGUUCAGGCAAAUGUGUUAUUAAAUCAUCCUAUUGAUGCUCGUGACUUCUCUAUAGGUAAAUCUAUCCUAUUGGAUCUAGGCCUUAAGAACGUUAGACUGUUGACUAAUAACCCAGAUAAGAUUGCACAGGUGGAGCAUGCUGACUUACUUCAUUGUGUGGAAAGAGUACCCAUGGUCCCAAUCCACUGGCAGGAUGAAGCCAGAGGUAUUGAUUCCAAGGAAAUUGAAGGUUAUCUAAGGACAAAGAUCGAGAGAAUGGGCCAUCUUUUACAAAAACCUCUACAUUUACAUACAAAUACUUCAAAAAGAGACUCUACCGCAAUUGUAUAG
Molecule: messenger RNA, 921 nt
Organism: Arxiozyma heterogenica
Lineage: Eukaryota; Fungi; Ascomycota; Saccharomycetes; Saccharomycetales; Saccharomycetaceae
Gene: RIB1
Product: GTP cyclohydrolase II
Exons: 1
Coding region: 1-921 (306 amino acids)
Biological process (GO): riboflavin biosynthetic process
Molecular function (GO): GTP cyclohydrolase II activity
Source: RefSeq, a predicted model, not a curated record